Octodon degus (degu) is the source of this 2486-nucleotide messenger RNA. It is a transcript of the gene Snx10, whose product is annotated as sorting nexin 10. Gene Ontology annotation, biological process: intracellular protein transport. The transcript has 8 exons. NCBI's taxonomy places the organism in Eukaryota, Metazoa, Chordata, Mammalia, Rodentia, Octodontidae. The record is from RefSeq and is a predicted model, not a curated record. Gene Ontology annotation, molecular function: phosphatidylinositol binding. The coding region runs from base 167 to 772 and encodes 201 amino acids.
CGCCGGGAGCGCGGGGCUGCGCUCGAGUGCGCUCCUGGGCGCUCGCCACCGCCGCCGCGCGCCUUUGAGUCAGCAGAGUCCGCCGCCUGCUCGCGGCCCGCCGGCCUCGCUGACGCUGCCCUGACCCGAGGAGCUGCGGAUUGAUUGAUUGGAUCCUGUGCUGAAGAUGUUUCCAGAACAACAAAAAGAGGAAUUUGUGAGUGUCUGGGUCCGAGAUCCCAGGAUCCAGAAGGAGGACUUUUGGCAUUCUUACAUCGACUAUGAGAUAUGUAUUCAUACUAACAGCAUGUGCUUUACAAUGAAGACGUCCUGUGUACGGAGAAGAUACAGGGAGUUCGUGUGGCUGAGACAGCGACUGCAGAGUAACGCCCUGCUCGUGCAACUGCCAGAACUUCCAUCUAAAAACCUGUUUUUCAACAUGAACAAUCGCCAGCACGUUGAUCAGCGUCGUCAGGGUUUGGAAGAUUUCCUCAGAAAAGUCCUCCAGAAUGCGCUCUUGCUUUCCGACAGCAGCCUUCACCUCUUCCUGCAGAGCCACCUGAACUCUGAGGACAUCGAGGCCUGUGUUUCUGGGCAGACCAAAUACUCAGUGGAAGAAGCCAUUCACAAGUUUGCCUUAAUGAACAGACGCUUCCCUGAAGAAGACGAAGGAGGAAAGAAAGAAAACGAUGUAGAUUAUGAUUCAGAAAGUUCAUCCUCUGGGCUCGGACACAGUAGUGAUGACUGCAGUUCACAUGGAAAUAAAAUAAGUACAGCUCCACAGGAAUCUUGAAAAAGAAUUCUAAUGCUACUAUAUUAGGAAUACCAAAUGGUGUCCAGUCAUACAUAGAGAAGAAAGCCUGCUAAUAAUAUAUUCUUACCUAAAGCUCACUAUCACAGUAUUACGUAUUUAAAUUGUUAAACACGGUGGCUUCUUUUAUUAGUGGUACAUGUUUUUACGCUGUCUGACUUUACCCAAGCUUCUGUAUAAAGCUAAAAGCCUGUGAAUGCCAUACUUUCUUUUAUCACCAAAUAUUAUUGGUAAACAAGAUCCUGCCUUCCAGUGAAUGCUUUAUAUGUGUAAAAAAAAAUCCCUAGCUGGUUUUAUUGAGCUCUAAAAGAUAGUAUAUAGGUAGCAUUUAAAAUCCAGCUAGAGCAGUCCUUCUGUAUCAAGGGGGCAGUUACUGUAAACGCCGCAUGUGUGAUGUUGGCCACUGUGAGGAGAAGAGCGUGGACCAGACUGCCUCGGACAUGGGGCAGGUAUUCUGUAGAUACCUUCUCUGCACUGGCAAAACACUGAAAUAUUUAAGAGUAAUUAAUCUUUCAAGUAUUGUGUUUUACCCUGUGAUGGAAAAUGUAUCUUAUGAAUAAAGAUGUAUUAAGAUAAUGCUUACAUCUUAAUGAAAACAGAAAUAGUGCUAGCCAUUUUACUUAUGUUUGCAGUAUGUACACCAAGAAUGCAUUUUCAUUGUCUAAAAUCAGCUUAAAGAAAUGGUUUCUGAAACCAAAUCAUUUGGUUUUAUUAUUAUCGUGUCAGUAGAAUUACAGGUUAAUGAUUUAUUCUCUGACCAAUGUAAUUUCUAGUCACUACGUAACUUUCAUUAUCAGUGAUGGCUUCUUACUACUCACGUCAGAAGGAGGAUCUUACGAAAAUUACUAAAUUUAAUUUUAUGAAUAAACAUUCCCAUCAUUUUGAAAAGGAUGUCAACUUGCCAAUUUCAGAGUGCAUCAUUCAUUUUUAAAAAGGCUUUUCUUUUUUGGCACCAAUGAAGGUUGAUAUUUUAAUAAAAUGUCUGUAUAUGCACGUGUGGCCCAGAGAUAAAAUGCCUUAGAUAAACUACUUUGAACUUCAAAUUUCAGAUGAGGCAGCAUUUUUCCAAGUUUCCUCCUGAUUGAAUAGUACAAAGUAUCUCUAUGAAUCUAAUGGGCAGAUAUUUUCAAGCAGCUGGGAUAACUUGUUGCUUUAAUGUUACCUAUUAAAUGGGAACAAAGGCUGCUACAGAAGUCACCUUUUUAUUUUAACUGAGAGUUUAAAAAUUAUGAUAGUAUUGAAAGUAUUCUAAGUGCCUGUUUCGAAGAACAACAAAAAAACAGAAAACUAAGAUCCAGCAGAAGUAAUUUAGAUUAAGAAUGAUUUAACUUCUCCUUUUCUGAUCUAAAACCUCAUUAAAAUGUUGUAGAAUGUUGGUUUAACAUACUUUACAUUCUAUGAUUUUAUCAUCUAAGACUUUUAUCAUUGUUUUAAUGCAGGGGGGUAAAAACCAAUUAGGAACUUUGCUGCCACACCACAUAUGCCACGAAGCUCCAGGGCAGUCCAGCUUCUCACCAGUACGCAUUUGAAUUGACACUACUGCUCUUUCACAGCAUUUUGAAAAGCAUAUAUUGUGCUACCAGUUGUCAUAUUAUUUUUAAACGAUGUAACACAGCCAUCAAAUGAAGUAUGGACUCAUGUGCGGGAUGCAGACUUCACGCGCUCAUUGUGUUCCCAUUAAACAAGUAAAAUAUCA